UACGUAGUUUGUUUUAGUAUUUGGUGAAACUUAACUAUCCAUGUUCUUAACUACACUUUUAUUAAGUGACUGAAAAUAGAUAACAAUUGUCCAAAAGGAAAUAAAUAUAUAUAUGACAACUAAAGUUAUAAAGUGGUAAAGUAAAUAUUAUAAGCUCAAAAAUUCCAAAUACAAACAAAAUGGCACAGCAGAGUGAACUUUUAGAUUUCUCAGGACUAUUUAAAUUAGAUGUGUUAGUUCACCUGGACAUUGUAAAUCACACCUUUUACGAAAUAGGGCUGAAGAAAUUUUUGGCUCUUUCUAGUGACAAGGAAUUGAUGUUUUUGUAUAUAAAUCCACAGUCAGAGAGGUGUGAUAGUGUUUAUGACUGGGAUUUCAUUGAUAACCCAGUAUACUGCAUGUGUUUUGAACCAAGUGGUACUUGGGUCUUUAUUGUCAGUGAUCAGAAGGUGCUACUUGUACCUUUCCUACCUCUCUUUGUCCCUCAAUACACAUUUGAUUGCAAGUGGUCCCUGUCAAGUGUUACAGUCUUACCCCUUGCUGAGAUACCUCAACCAACAUCUGUUGUUUGGUGGCUUACUAAGGAAUCAGAGAAUAUCAUCAUAAUAGGCUCAAAGAAUGGAACUAUAACAUUCUAUGCUUUAGAAUCACAGAGCAUUGUAGGUGAAACAAAGGUGACUGGGGAAGUUAAGGAGUUGCAAAUGUGUUUUGAUGACUCAUUAGACCUGUUAGCCUUACUGAUCUCUAAUGGCCCUUCCCAACAAUGGAAACUAGUUUUGGAGCACAGAUCGGUCGGAUACAAUUGGCUUACUCAAAUGAGAGCACAAAAUGACAAAGACAAAAAGGAAAGUUUCAUGUCUUAUAUACGACAGCUUUCAAAAGAUAAAAUUACUCUACUAAUCCAAGGAGGAUCCAAAGAUGAAAAUAAACCACAAACAGUAGAGUAUGUGCUGAAACCAAUGGAGUAUUUACCAUCUUUUAGAAAAGGUUCCAACAAUUGGGCUCUAACUGCGCAAUAUGUUAGCGGACGUCACUUUUUGACAGCGUUCGAAUUAAACGAAGGUACACUUAUCUUGGAAAGUCCAGCGGAGGACGUAGCCACAAGAAGUCUGAGGCCACUGAUAAAGAAGGACGGGCAGUACAUCCAGGGGCUGUGGUCUCAGAGGCUGCUGUACCUGAUGAGGAAGAACGAACUGGAAGUGCACAGCGCCCACUUCUCAGUCAUUCAAGGAGAAACGCUCCUCGGCGCCAAGCGGGACCCGUCCGGGUUGUGGGCGGCGGAAGUCAUCGGCGACGUGCACAAGGCGUACCUGAUGUCCGCCAAGGAGCCCUCCUCGGCGACCGGUCCUUGGAAGGAACCCACGUUCGUGUGCGACUUGCGGCUUCCGCGGUUUAUAUUGGAGCCCUGCUUGGUGAUCACCUCUUGCGGAGCGUACGUCUUGAACACCGUGAGCGAGCCCUGCGAAUGGCUGGUGGGGCUGAUCGUGCGCGGGGGCGGAGGCGCCGAGCGGUCGUGUGCGGCGUUGGGGGCUCCGGUCCCCACUCUGCUCAGGGCCUCGGCGGACCUGCUCAUGUCCCGCGGAAAGGUGGCGCCGGCGCACUACCUCUACUCGCUUUCGCAGAUAAUGAAACGAAAAACCAAAACUCCGAGCGCAUUCCAGAGCCAGCCGGACGGCUGGAUUGCUCGUUUGGGCGUAUUCGGCCACGUACACGAGCUGUCCAUGUACAGGCAGACGAGUGACGUCGGCAGUCUGGGCGACGCGGCCGUCACCGCUAAGCUCUUGGCUCUCCUGCUCAGGAUCAGAACUAACAGCGAGGAGAAGUUUGAGGCAGAUGUGAAAUUCACGAACCUCGGCGCGACCGAGCUGGCGGAGCUCACCUGCGUCGCCGCAGCCACGGGGCUGUGGGACUUGGCGCCCGUGUUCAGCGUCCGGCGGGGGCGGCCGGAGCUCCUGCUGGCCGCCCUCAAGGCCAGGGGCGACCUCUGUCGCGGCGCACUCGCCUGUCUCUUGCGCCACAGGUGUCUGGUGCCUCUGCUCCUGGCUCACAACGCUCAGUGGCUCUUCGACUUCGUCGUCGACCGAUGCGACUCUUUCGACACCAUUCUAUUGAAGCGUUUGUGCGUGUGGUUAAAUCCCCUGCAAGACCAGUUGCGGCCCGUCAUGCGGGACUUGAGGGAGGGGAUCACGUCCGUCUACACCACGCGAAUGCUCCAACUCAUCUCUACGUUCGUCCGCAUCGUGUGCGCUCUCGAGGCCCGCCUCCCUCGACCGGAGAUCGGGACCCGGGGCCCCGGAGAGUCCGCCGCUCGGCGAGACGGCUGGGCCCCGAGGCGGGCGCUGGCGUGCGGGCUGGGCCACUGGGCCGUCGUCGACGAGGGCAAGGCCAAGGUCAUGAUAGCCCAGACUCCGGUGGACCCCGAGCUCGUGGGGCGAGUGACGGACGUGGCCUGCGGGAGGCACCACACGCUGCUGUUGACGGAGAACGGGAUUUACAGCGCCGGCGACAACUCGUACGGGCAACUGGGCGUGGGCGGCUCGUGGGCGGGCGGCGUCGGCGAUUCGGCGUCCGCCAACGGGGCUCUCACGCUCGUCACGCGAACCUGGGACGCCCCGCUCACCCGCAUCGCAGCCGGGCAUUACCACUCUGCGGCCGUCGACUCGGGUGGAAGACUUUACACUUGGGGGUGGGGCGUUCACGGCCAACUCUGCUUGGGCAGCAUCGACGACCACUGCGUUCCGCAGCCGGUCACCAAGUUCCGAGGGAGAAAGGUGGUCGCCGUGGGCUGCGGGGCCUGCCACACGGUGGUGCUGAUGAUGAACGGCGAGGUGUGGGCGGCCGGAGCCGGCGUGUUCGGGCAGCUCGGGACGGGGGGCAGGGACAAGAGCUCCGUGCCGCUGAGGGUGGCCCUCGCGAGCCCCGCGGAGUCGAUCGCGGCGGGGUACUUCCACAACCUGGCCCUGACCGCCGAGGGCCUGUGGCUGUGGGGCGCCAGUCCGCAGCAAGUGCGGGCCGCGCACACCCGCAGGAGCAACUCUUCUCUCUCUUCGUCCGCCUCUCCUCUCUCCCGGGAGACCCAUCUGGUGCCGCAGCUCGUGGACACGCAGCACGUGCGAGGCAGGAUCGUGCAGAUAUCGGCCGGGUGGCACCAUUCCUGCAUCAUGACCCACGCCGGCGCCGUCUACACCUGGGGGCUGAACUUCGACGGACAACUCGGCAGCGGCGACCGGAAGCAAGUCCACGUCCCCACGCAGGUGGCGAUCCGCCCCGAGUGCCGAGCGGAGCCGAAGGCCGAGAGCCUCGACCCGGAAGCGGACCCGGAGCGCGGGAGCGGGGCCACGGUGGCCUGCGGAGGAGACUUCACGGUCUACCUCGACCGCGACGGCAGGAUCUACGCCACGGGCAACAUGCAUUCGCAGGGAAACGACGAGAGAGAGAGCUUCGGCGGUCGCGUCGUCGUGAUGAAGACGACGAGGCGCGUCAUCAAGAUCCCCGCCUCCAGGAACGCCGACCGCUUCCUCUUUCACUACCUCGACCGGAUCGAAUCCCUUCUCGCCUUCGACCCGGAGCGGGUCCGACGCGGGUCCGUCUUGGCCUCGCCCGACCCGCUCGUCUCCGCGGCUCGCUUCCGGGACGCGUCCUGGGCGGACGACCUCAUCGUCGCCCUCGAGCCCUGGAUCGACCGCGGCGCCGUCGCGUCCAACCCGAACGUGGCGGCCAAGCUGGCGCUCCACUCCGGCGACUACGCGGCCGCCCUCCGGCAUCUGCUGGCCGACUCCGGCCGCCCUUCGGCGGGGGAAGCCCGGCCGUUCCUGACGCACCGCGAGCCCCUCGACGGCGCCGAGUCCUCGAGGAAGCGGGACGAGCUGAAAAUUGUCAUAUCGAGCACCGUCUCGAAACGGAUCAAGGAAAUAUCGACGGCGAUCCUGAACGAGGAGCCGCCGCCGGCGGUGGAGGCCGGCGCCUAUCGCGGCCUGCCCUGCCGGUGCGACGAAACGAAGUAUCUGAGGGGAGAGGCGAGACCGAAGCCCGCCGUCGACGACGUCGCGGAGGCCGUCGACGCGUCGGCCAGAGCCGCUCGGAUCGUCGACGAGUGCAUGACGUCGUUCCCCGUCGACGCGCAGCUCUGGGAGACGUGUUUCGGGCUCUCGAGGGACUUCUUCCUGAAGAACGAUCUGUCGAUUGAACGCUUGGAAGCGGUUUUGCGGAAGUCGACGGAGAGGAACGCCCCGACUCUGGCUUCUGCCGUUUUGUUUUGCGACGACUGCGCCAAGUACGACGACAUCCUGACGCCGAAUUUCUACCUGAACGUGUGCAGCGAAGUAUUAGACGCCUGGGGAUGAAAAACUUUAUUUAACAUCUUUAAUAUGUAUAUAAUUCUUCUCUUAUGUCUUCACUUUUCAUCCCUCGACUAGACUUUUGAUGGGUUUUUAUUUUAAAAGCUAGUCUGCGUAUUUAUUACCGGUUCUAAAAUCAAUUUAAUCGAAUAUUUUGUUUUAUCGCCAACGUUAAAUGUGAAACAUCGAUCUAGUCAACGAUUACUGUUUUAUUUGUUAUAUUUUACUUUUUAACUGAAUUCUCACGAAGUUAUAUCGAACUAUAUCAGUACUGUUAUAUUUUAGCUAAAUUACGUUUGAUCCAUGACGUCACACAAUUGUGAAAUCAAAUAUAAGGUAGAAAACGAAA
Pieris rapae (cabbage white) is the source of this 4686-nucleotide messenger RNA. RefSeq lists its product as uncharacterized. Lineage: Eukaryota; Metazoa; Arthropoda; Insecta; Lepidoptera; Pieridae. Gene Ontology annotation, molecular function: protein binding. The record is from RefSeq and is a predicted model, not a curated record. The coding region runs from base 180 to 4343 and encodes 1387 amino acids. The transcript is spliced from 17 exons.